GAAUGGUUAUGAGAAAACCAAUCAAUGGUGCUAGAUUAAAACGUUACUUCAGAAAACCAGCUUGGGAAGCACAAAUACUCAUAGAAAAUUCAGAAAUGGCAAAAAGAUUUAGACAAGCUAGAAAAUUGGCAAGUAAAAUACUCAGAAAAUUGGGAAGAGGAAAUAAACUACAAUCUGAACCAACUACUAUUCCUGAACGACCAGAUGCUAAUGAUGCCAACAACAAUAAUCAACAAUCUCAUUUGGAAGAAGUAUCAAACAUACAAUCAAUUGAUGAAGGACAAAUACGGGGACAAUUUCAAAUUGUUAACGG
Messenger RNA from Entrophospora candida, 313 nucleotides. Lineage: Eukaryota; Fungi; Glomeromycota; Glomeromycetes; Entrophosporales; Entrophosporaceae. The record is from the annotation of a GenBank genome assembly.